AUGGUUUUUUGGGAUCUGCAAUCAUUUAAUCUUGCUCUUCUACCAAAACAAGCGUGGAGGUUGAUUAGUAAUCCGGACUCUCUUCUCGCGCAUAUUUUGAAGGUCAGGUACUUUGCAGGGAGUGAUUUAUGGUCUGCGUCGAUCGGUACCCGGCCUUCGACGACGUGGAAAAGCAUUCUGGUAACUCGGGAGUUUCUCCGGGAAGGCACAAGGCGUCGGAUUGACGACGGUAAUUCCACAUGCAUUUGGAGCGACCCAUGGCUAGAAGGGGAAGGAAAACCCCGGAUCCUUACACCCCAACCAAUGGAUUCAACUUUCUCUAAUCUUUUGUCGGAUCUUAUCGAGGUAGAGACGCAUACUUGGAACCGGGACCUUAUUGAUCAUACAUUUUGGCCGAUCGACAGAGAACACAUUCUCCAAGUCCCCUUGGGCGUCGGCUAUGCGAGAGAUAGGUUGAUUUGGCCUUUCUCACAUACUGGUUCUUUUACAGUCGGCUCGUUCUACCACCUUAUCUUCGAGAAGAAGUUGCAGGGUAAUUCGACGUCGAGUGAUGGAAGCAGAGAGUGUUUGGCUGACGAAGAAACCUCUGCCCAUGUUUUGUGUAUUUGUUGGGGUAUGAAGGAUAUUUGGGAAUCUGUCCCGUUUCUGCCCAAGCCGACGGAGAGCUAUCAAUCUUUUGGGUCUUGGUUUGAUUUUUUGAGCCGUUAUCUGUCUGAGGACAUUCUUUUGUCGGCCGUUGUUAUCUGUUGGAAAAAAUGGGAUGUGCACAACCAGCGUUUGCAUGGAUCGGAGCACUUGAAGAUGAACGAACUAGUUGGUUGGUGCAGCUCUUUUCUUCGCGCAUUCAGAGAUGCUCAGUUGCCUAAACACUCCAUACCCAGGUGUGCUGCCUCGCCAACUUGGUCACCGCCGCCAGGAGGUUGGGUGAAGCUCAAUGUGGAUGUGGCUUUGAAAAAUGGUGAGAAAUUCUACAAUACUUCAUUAGUUGCAAGGAAUUCUUUUGUUAAUCGCCAGGGUAAUAAACUAGCUCAUUCUCUUCCCCUGUUUGAAGGGAUGUUCCCUUCCCCUGUUUUUGGCUAUGCGUGCCUAAUCUAA
This is a messenger RNA of Erythranthe guttata (spotted monkey flower), 1095 nucleotides long. The record is from RefSeq and is a predicted model, not a curated record. Lineage: Eukaryota; Viridiplantae; Streptophyta; Magnoliopsida; Lamiales; Phrymaceae.